Microthlaspi erraticum is the source of this 618-nucleotide messenger RNA. The record is from the annotation of a GenBank genome assembly. NCBI's taxonomy places the organism in Eukaryota, Viridiplantae, Streptophyta, Magnoliopsida, Brassicales, Brassicaceae.
AUGGACACAGAAACUGGUUGCACCUCAAACUGGGUUUCUUCCUCUGCUAAACCGGUUGGCUCAAUGGAUCUGAGUUUGGUCUAUGAUGAAUCAAUUUCUAGCCAUCACACAGGGAAUGUCAGCCUCUCUGGAGAACUUGGAAUCAUUGGCUUAGCUCCUGAGUUGGAAUCGGAUGAAAAACAUAAACUGAACCAAUCGGGUUACCAAAUUCCCGACACCAUUCCGGUUGAGGAAUCACAAGACUCUGAGAGUGAUGAUGAGGAUGAUGAAUUAGGGGAUGAUUUGAAGGAGAUAUUACAAGACGAUUCAAGCAACAACAGUAUGUCUUCUUUCACAUUUCCCAUAUUGCUGCAUAACGUAGAUGGAAGUGUCAAAACGCCGACUAUGGAAACCAGAUGGAACGUUUUUGAUAGAUGGUUGCAGCUGCCUCAGCCGCAAACGCAACCGCAACUACAAUUGCAAUUUUAUUUCAUCCCAGCAGCAGCAACUCAUACACUAACUCGGCUACCACCACAUAGGGAGUCACCGUCGUUGAAGCAAACUUCUGAAAUGCAAGCGCAAAAAGCUUUUAGGAAUCGGUGGUUCUCUUGCUUUAUCUGUCCAUGUCAACAUGAUUGA